GUCGCAUACUCGCAUAGUAUCCGUGACGUCGUGUCUUUCCGUCCCGUUUGUCUGUCAUUCUUUCUCGCCGCCGCUUGUCUCGCAUCAUCCAUCCUGGUCUGUACGGCUCCGCGAUCGUUCUAACACUCCAUUAGCCCGCAACAAAUCUACAAACAUACAAACAUGUAUUCCUUUGCCAAAGCCGUCGCACCCGCUGUCCGCUCCGCCAUCCUCUCCAACUCCAGGGCAUCCAUUGUCAGGCCAAUUAGCAGCAUUGUUUCAAAUGGACCCAGCACACAAAACCAACAAACUCCCAGUGCCAUCAUUUCCAACGGAAGCUUGGUAAAUGCUGUCAGAGGAUUCCAAACAUCAGCUGUGUCAAGAGAUAUUGACUCUGCUGCGAAGUUCAUUGGUGCUGGUGCAGCCACAGUAGGAAUUGCUGGAUCAGGAGCUGGAAUUGGAACAGUAUUUGGUUCCCUAAUCAUUGGUUACGCACGUAACCCAUCACUCAAACAACAACUUUUCUCUUAUGCCAUUUUGGGAUUUGCUCUGUCUGAAGCCAUGGGUCUCUUCUGUCUCAUGAUGGCUUUCUUAUUGUUGUUCGCUUUCUAAGUCGUCUCACGAUGUCUUUCGUCAUUCAUUAAGCAAAAAAUAAAAAACAUCCCAUAACAUUAAACCAACAAAGAAUUUUUUUAAUUCUGUUCAAAAUUGGCACGACCGAAAGAAUUGCGAAAGACUGUUGUCUGUGAAAUACACUUUGAUAGGGAAUUUACCUGUAAUGAAAUAGAUAAUAACUUUAAGACAGCACUUAGGUGUUUAUGAAACUGCCUCAUAUUGUAGACGUAUUAAAUGCCUAGGUUGGAAUCUGUUGUUUUUUUUUUUGGUUUUUCCUAUUUUGUAUAUUUCACAGAUAUAUAAAUAGAAUAAAUACUUAUUGUAGAAUCCAUUAUUUAUUCCUUUUUUUUUACUGACAUUUUUUAUUAGAAUCUGUUGGUGAUUUUAUCUCAAUUUAAAAAUAAAAAUUUUUUGCUGUUAUCAGUUUUGGCUUUAGGUACCAAUGUUACAUGUUUUAUAUAAAACGUAAUAUACAAAGAUUUAAAAAAAAUAUACAUGUUUCUUUAAUUAAGUUAAUAAUUCUAUUUUUAAAGUUUCAAUCUUAGGGAUACGAAUACCGACCAUUUCUAAUGAUUUCAAUAUAGGCAAUUUUCUAUUUUCUUGUGUGCGGAUCUCGUAAAUGUGUGUGAAGUAAGUGAUCAUUAGUGGGAGUGACUGUAAAAUCAAUAACAAAGCACAUGUGCACACACAUUUCAGUAACCGCAGCACUUAACACACUAAUUACAAAUGUGUAUUUAAGUGAAAUACUGGAACUUAGUUUCGUAUUUCCAUUAAUAUGGCUUACUGAGUGACAUAACAGUAUGAACACCUAUUAUACAAAUUAAGGAGAAGUUUAUCUAGGCUUGUAUAGGAUUUUUAUUUUGUGUAGUCCAUUUUUGAUAUUUUAUUAUCAAUAUCUAAUAUUUACCUCUAAAACUUGUGAUAUUUUACUUUUUGAAUUUAAAUUAUUGAUUAGUAUUUAAAAUAGCAAAAAUUUACUUUUAUACAGGGGUAGAUUAACUUCUCUUCUACAAUGAAUACUAUUCAUACUAUAGUAUUUCAAUUUUUAAAUGAAAUAAAUAAUAAUAAAUAAAUUUGUUUUAGUUGUUGGGUAUUGUCAAUAAUGAUUAUUUUUGUUAGCAUCCAUUUCUUUUUUUAUGUUUUUGGCUGAAAUUAAUUCAUACUUUUUGUCAAUAUCAUUUUUGUUGUUACGGCUGCUUGGGUGUAACAAAAAUGUAAAUAUCUUAAAUGAAACGGCAAAUCGCAAAAAAUAAAUACAAUUAUAGAAAGC
Acyrthosiphon pisum (pea aphid) is the source of this 1864-nucleotide messenger RNA. It is a transcript of the gene ATPsynC, whose product is annotated as ATP synthase, subunit C. Lineage: Eukaryota; Metazoa; Arthropoda; Insecta; Hemiptera; Aphididae. Gene Ontology annotation, molecular function: proton transmembrane transporter activity. Gene Ontology annotation, biological process: proton transmembrane transport; proton motive force-driven ATP synthesis. The record is from RefSeq and is marked validated.